Choloepus didactylus (southern two-toed sloth) is the source of this 8299-nucleotide messenger RNA. It is a transcript of the gene ZBTB46, whose product is annotated as zinc finger and BTB domain containing 46. The record is from RefSeq and is a predicted model, not a curated record. Gene Ontology annotation, molecular function: RNA polymerase II cis-regulatory region sequence-specific DNA binding; protein binding; DNA-binding transcription factor activity, RNA polymerase II-specific. Bases 3281 to 5413 code for a protein of 710 amino acids. Gene Ontology annotation, biological process: regulation of transcription by RNA polymerase II. The transcript is spliced from 4 exons. NCBI's taxonomy places the organism in Eukaryota, Metazoa, Chordata, Mammalia, Pilosa, Megalonychidae.
GACCCCCUCGGCUGACCCCCGAUGUGUCAUGUGGAUACAAGCCUGUUGGUGAUUCUACAUUUCUGUUGGAACAGGCAGCCUCGUGGUUUACGUAGCUCCCCAGGGGCAAAGGAAGAAGAAGGAAGCGUCCGUCCUGCUCCUGGAUUCCGUGCUGUGGUCGCACAGUGCUGUGAACGCAGCACGUUCCCAGCCGUCUCCCCCUUUCUUGGUUCUUGCGUCGUGAGACAGUGACAGUCGUGAGGGAGGUGGAGCGAACGAUAGAUGACGCUUUCAGCAGCGUCGCUUCUGUUUGUGAUUCAUGAAAAUGGCCUGUGGCCAAGGGCCUUUGCCUGCAGAUAUUGGUGGAGGAAAUGUUUCGGGGUGAGCUGCCUGCCCCCAGACGAGGCUGGUGGCCGCAAGGCCGGGGGUCCAGUCUGGGUGGACGGCGGCUCUCCUCGGCCUCACCCGGCGCCCGCUCCUCCUGGGAACACCUGGGAAGGAGACGGCGCGUUCCCGACGCCCGGAAGUGGGUAGCUGGAGCGGGAUGCUGGUGCUUGAGCUGGGAGCGGGCUCCGUGGGGAGCCCUGGACUCGGGGUCACACGGUCCUGUGGAGCACGCAGCAGCGGGACGCCAGCGGAACCUCGCCGGGGGGCGCAGGGGGCUGGUGUGGAGCCCGCGCUCCACGGUCGCUGAUUGUGAGGCCGUUGGCAAGUCUUGGGGCUUCGGUCUCCGUAGUGAGACGGAGGUGUCCCCACCUUUCCCGUGACCCUGGGGAUUCGAGGGUCCACGGAAAGCGUCCAGCACAGCCUGGGCCUCGUGGGCGCCGUUGUUGGGUGGAGUGAUUCACGGAUCUCACGCUCCCGGCACCCUCCAGGGUGGGGCUUUUUGGAGUUUGGCUCCGUGGUCUGGAGCGUAAAUUCAAGUUGUUUUGGAAGCCAAAGUGGAGAUGCCAAACUGUUUCACAGGGAUGCUGUUUGAAAUCAAAGGAUCUUGAGAUAACAAGCUAUAAAUAAAAUAAAUAUUGGACAGCCUUACUCAAAAUAAGUAAAAAGGCAGAGGUGGUGCUUGGGAAGAAUACUGGGGUGACGGCAUGGCUUGGAGGUAGCACUGGUCCAGCAGCUCCCCAUUUGUGCCCGUCUCGCCCGCCCGGCGCCAUCUGUAACUGGCGACCGUCCUUUGGUGGACGUGGCGGAUCCAUGAAAGGGCCCCCGGUCAGGGAGGCGCCCCGUGGUCCUGUGCAGAUGCGUCCCCCUUCCCUUGAAGGAGCCGAGCGGCGGCAGGCUGUGGUGGAGCAGGUCCUGGGUGCUCCUCAGGCUGUGAAGGGGCAGUUUGCCAUGUUGCCAGGAGGUUUCCGUUUUAGGGCUGCAGCUGCCAGAAGGCUGGUGAGCAGGGCUGUGCUGUCCAGCCACGGGCGGUGGGCAGAGCCCUGACUUCAUGGAGCUGGACGAUGACUAAAUUUGAAACAAAUUCACACAUUCUCCUGACCCUCCCUGGCUUGGAGGAGUGACGUGUAUCCUGUCUGCUCUCACCACAGGAUGCCCUCUUUUAGACGAGUGUGGGAUUUUCUUUUGAUUGCACUGCGCUGUUUCCGAAAUGAAAGUUUUAUUGUUUUUCGUAUUGUAAAAUCUCCAUGAAGCACAUAACUGAUUUUUAAGCUGCCCUGAUUGAAUAAUUCUGUAUUUCAGAACUUUCAGAAUUUUUCAACUUAUUUUAGAAAUGCAAGUCCUGUGGGGUGGACAUUGUGUCUAUAAAAGGUCACUGGUGUUUUCCUUUCCUUUUCAUUGUUCUCCUUGUUCAUAAAAGAUCCGUUUUGCUGGCCAGUAAAGAGAUGUCUUAUUCAUAUAGGAAAUCAAACAGUGAAAUGUACAACUUCCAAAUUUGAACAUAGGGUACCUGAAGCUUUUAAAAAUAAUUAAUUAUUAACCCAAACUUUGGAUACUUCCUGUCAAAUUGCCCCCCAUCAGCAUCUCUUGCAGAUAGACUGCAGGGGUUGAUUCGAUGCUCUGAGUUUAAAUGAUGACCGUUUUCCUCGAUUUAAAGCGUGGUUCAGCCCCUCUCUGAAUUCUUGUCGACCUGUGGGUGCAGAAUCCGGCUGCGUCACCAGCAGUGCCCACCCAGCCAGGCCCCGGUGCCGACGGGCUGCGGGUGCAGAGCGCGGGUCUGUGGGCCUGUGACUGCCCCGGCCGCCUGCCGGGCAGUUGUGGUUGUCCGGCUCGCGGACUGUGGUCGCUGGUUCGGCUGCUGUCGCGGGCGGGCAGCCGCAGGGGGCUCUGGCAGGCUGGGGGGCUACGGCGCGGGGCACAGCUAGCCCGGUCCAUGGGGUCAGUCCCACAUCCUUGUCCUGCCAGCCAGACGACACGGAGGGGAGAGGGGGCCGAGCGCCCCCCGGCACUGCUCACGGCCCAGCUGCGAGGGGGCUGGGGGUCCGAGGGAGAGGAAGGGAGUGGGGGCUUUUAGCCCUUUGCACUCUUUCCUCAGCCUGUUAAAUAUGAAAUGGAAAAACUACUUUUCUCAUGAGGGCAUUUUAAAGAUUAUUUCAGGUAAUGUUUGAAGAUAUUGUGUAAUGACUAAAGGAAUGCAUGUUUAUUGUAACAAAUUUGAAUAAAUGAAGAGGCAUGUGAAGUAAACCAAGCUGAGAUCCCCGCACACCUCCCCAGUCCUGUCUCCCCCCAGCCCCCCGGCCCGUGCCCCCCACCUGGUCCAGCUCCCCCAGCGGGGGCUGUGUGCCGUGUUUGGGACGGUUGUUCACAGCAAAGACCCCACCUGUCCGACGCGAUCAGCAUGUUUUCCUGGUGAACACGCCUCAGUAUUUCUGGUGAGCUCCAGAAAUACGUGACCGAGCAGGUCGGGAAAUGGGUGUUUAACGCAAGAUGGAGCCCUCACAGCUCUGUCCCCGGGCAGCAGUGAGACACAGAACGGGACAGAGAAGGCUGGGAUAACCGAGCGUGUGCAGCUGCAUGGGUGCGUGUGCACCGGGUCGAGGACUAGUUCUUGCGGGUUCUGUGUUCUGGGAAGCUGGCCAUCUUUCCCUCGGCAGUAACCGGAAGUCCUAGAGCCUCUCGGGAGCAGAACUGCUCAGGGCCAGGGACCCAGCAGCCUCUGGAGUUAGUUUUAGCUCAGAAUUUUGGAAGUUUCUAGGGGCUAAGCCUCUGAACGUCUGCUCUAGAUCCUGAUUGCCGUGUUGGCGCCUAGUUAACCAGGCAGAAGGGAAGAUGGCCGCAAUUUAGGCCUUUAGCUGAGAGCUCCAGUUCGGGCAGGAAGUUGCUCUGGCCACUGGCAGGUGUUUUGUUUAUUUCCGGGAUGUUUGCCUUUCGUGCGGAGGGUCGGUCCUGUGUGUGCAGGUUCUGUCUGGAGAGCCGUCUUCCCUGGGACGCUGGCGAGCCUUGGCGUUUCGUCUGCGUCGGCGUGGCCCGGCGUUCGCGGUGGGCGCCCGGGCUCCCCGUGCGGGCGGGGACGUGGGGGUCCUGCGCGUGUCCCGCUCUGCCGUGCGCUCUGGCCCUGCCACCGGGCCCCGCGGGGCGCGCCGAGCCGCCGCACACUCACGCAGCCCGUGCACGCGCGCUGCCGUCUUCCACCACGUUUGUUUGUGUCGAACUUACGGCCGCUCUUUGGUUCUUUCCCGCAGAGUCCGUAGAGGGGAAACACCGAGACUUCCAGAUGAGCAACCGACAGGAAGACAUGGAGAUCGCGUCCCACUACCGGCGCCUGCUCCGCGAGCUGGACGAGCAGCGGCGGCUCGGCGUCCUGUGUGACGUGUGUGUCGUCGUCGAGGGUCAGGUCUUCAAGGCGCACAAGAACGUGCUGCUCGGGAGCAGCCGCUACUUCAAGACGCUGUACUGCCGGGUGCAGCGGGCGCCGGGGCAGGCCACCGUCACGCACCUGGACAUCGUCACGGCGCAGGGCUUCAAGGCCAUCCUCGAUUUCAUGUACUCCGCCCACCUGGCGCUCAGCAGCCGGAACGUCAUCGAGGUCAUGUCCGCCGCCAGCUUCCUGCAGAUGACAGACAUCGUGCAGGCGUGCCACGACUUCAUCAAGGCCGCGCUGGACAUCAGCAGCAAGGCCGACGCGGCCGACGAGCUGGCCGAGCUGGAGGCGGGCGGCCCGGCGGGCGGCGCGGACGCGCUGCUCUCAGCCGUGAUGGCCGGCCGCAGCCUGUCCCCGUGGCUGGCGCGGCGCACGAGCCCGGCCAACUCCUCUGGGGACUCGGCCAUCGCCAGCUGCCACGAGGGGGGCAGCAGCUACGGGAAGGAGGACCUGGAGCCGAAGGCGGACGGCCCCGACGACGUCUCGUCGCAGGCUCUGUGGCCCGGGGACGGGGGCUACGGGUCCUUGCGGAUCAAGGAGGAGCAGAUUUCACCGUCUCUCUGCGGCGGCCACGAGCUGCCUCCCGCCCAGGACGGUGCAGGGCAGCCCGCCUUCUCCGACCAGGGCGCUGGGGACGGCUGGCAGCCCGCCGGCAGGAGGAAGAACCGGAAAAACAAGGACACCGUCCGGCACAUCACGCAGCAGGUGCAGGACGACAGCCGGCCCGGCUCCCCGGCACCGUCCUUCCUGCCGACCUCGGGGUGGCCGUUCAGCAGCCGCGACUCAAACGUGGACCUGACCGUGGCCGAGGCCAGCAGCUCGGACGGCCGAGGGGACAGGGCUGAGCCGUUCACGCACGCCGACGACGCGCUCCUGGGGGCCGAUGGCAGCUGCGUGGGGCAGCCGCGCACGCCCGACAAGGACGAGGCCCUGCAGCAGGCCGCGGCGGUGGCCAGUCUGCGGGCGGCCCUCAUGAGCAAGAACAGCCUGCUGUCGCUGCAGGCAGACGUGCUGGCCGACGACAGCUCCCUGCUCCUCGAGUACCUGCCCAAGGGCACCCACUCCCUGUCACUGAACGAGUUCGCGGUGAUCAGGAAGAAGUUCAAGUGCCCCUACUGCAGCUUCUCGGCCAUGCACCAGUGCAUCCUCAAGCGGCACAUGCGCUCGCACACGGGCGAGCGGCCCUACCCCUGCGACAUCUGCGGCAAGAAGUUCACGCGGCGCGAGCACAUGAAGCGGCACACGCUGGUCCACAGCAAAGACAAGAAGUACGUGUGCAAGGUGUGCAGCCGUGUGUUCAUGUCAGCGGCCAGCGUGGGCAUCAAGCACGGCUCGCGGCGGCACGGCGUGUGCACCGAGUGCACAGGCCGGGGCGUGGCCGGGCCCCUGGACCACGGCGGCGGCGAGGGCUCCCCCGAGGCGCUGUUCCCCGGCGACGGGCCCUACCUGGAGGACCCCGAGGACCCCCGGGGGGAGGGCGAGGAAGAGCUGGGUGAGGACGACGACGAGGACGUGGCCAAGUGGAAGGACGAUGUGGGCCUGGCCCACGAGGACGCGCUCCUGGGGGUCGACAAGGACGACGACUCGCCGCAGGGGGGGCCCGACAAGGACUUUGCCUGGCUCUCCUAGGCCCUGCGCCCCGUCUGCGCUGCUCCGUGGCCUUCCCUCGGCCCCAGGGCCACGCUGAGCGGCUGCCCCUUGGGGUCCUCCUUGCAGCCACCCCCCAGGCCCCUCCUGCUCCUCACUCUGCUCCCCUCGUGCCCCCAGACAGACACACAGACAGAAACCGGCUGCCACAGCGAUGGCUCUGGGAGUGGACGGUGAGGUUAGGGCAGCACUGGGAGGAGCUGAGGGAGCAGGUGAGCCCCCAGGGCCCCUUCUCUCGUGCGCGCAGCAGACGGAGACCUCCCGGCAGGUGUGUGCACCGCAGGAGUGGGAGAGCCUGCCGGGGCCGCCUGCGUUUCCCACUGCCGUGUUUCCGAGGAGUCGAAGGAGCCCCUGGGGCUGGGUCCGGGAUGCACAGCAUCCUCAGGCCAGGUGCAGGGGGGUCCCCGAGAGCACGGACACAUGUCGAUUUGGGGGGAGAGUUUUGCACAACCGAAAUCAGAGCCAGAAAUGAGCCCUGGAGUCUGGGGGCCAGGAGGGGCUGCUCCUCCCCACGGCCCCCCUGCUUUGGGGACCUCCCUGCCUUGGGGCCCGGUGGGCUCCGGUGCCGCCCCGCCCACAGGUAGCCCAGAGCCUGGCAUGGACACAGUCUUGCCAACCUCCAGCCCUGGGCUUUGGUGCUCUACACAACCCCGCGGGCCCGGCUGCAGGCCCCCACCCAGGUGCUACUCCUGAGAGGGCUCCUUGGGGAGGGGACCCCCUGCCUCCGCAGCCCCCACUUCAGGCUGCAUUCAGGGGUCCUUCUGGGAGCACCGUGGCUCUUCCUUGUCCACCCUGGGUUCUGCCCGCCCACCAGCCAGGCAGUGGUGGGUCCUGCUGACGACGAGGCCCGGCCCUGCCGUCGCUGCUGCUGCUAGGCCUGAAGGGUGGGGACACCUCUGCGUGCUGCUGAAACCUUCCCACGGGGCUCCCCGCCUUUCUUAAGCAGGGAUGUUACGAAGUCGUUCCGUGCAGUGACUGGCGUCACCUUUCUCACCUGACUAAGCUGCGUGGGGCUGUUCUGCCUUCGGCUGUGUGCGCCCGGCGGCUGCCCGACACCGCUCGCCUGCGGAGCCCCUUGUCCCGGCCGCGGUUUCGGACGAGGGUUGGGAGACGGCAGCCCCUCCCCCUCCGGGCCCCCAGCCCAGGGAGGGUUCCUUGGGGUGCUGACCGUUAGUGCCGAUUUGGAAAUGGGUCUUUCUUGCCUCUUUUCCCACAGACUGUAAGCCAAAUGGCUUUUAUAAACUUUUUUAUUGUGUCUCAUGUAUCCUUUCUACAUGGAGAAAGAAAAAUCCCACAAAACCGCAACAGACCUUCCAGCGUAGUGUUUCCCUGGUGGCCUGCACGGGGCUGUGCCCGGCUGGACGUCCCAGACCCUGCGCUGUCUGAGCUCCCGUCCCGCAGGCCAGAAAGCACAGGCCUUUAAAAGGUAAAAUCAGCAACAGUUACGUGAAAAGAGCAACUCUGUCCCCAGAAAGGGGGGCUGAGCUUCCCCAGGACACGGGUGUGGCGCGGGGCCCGCUCGGCUUGGGGAUGGGCCUCCCUUCUACCAGGGAAGCUCUGGGGCGAGCCCCUCCGGCCUCUCCUGGACCCUUCCCGGGGCUGAAACCUGGUACCUUUCCCAGGGCCCUUUAACCCCUCCCUGGAGCAGACGAGCGUAGGGAGCCCAGGGAAGCUGGGCCUUUGCCACCAGGGUCUCCUGUGGGGGCACCUCACGCCCCACCGCUCAGGACGCCCCGUCCUUGUGACCUGCUGACCCCGCAGUCCUGGCCACCCUCACUGACCUUUUGGGGGCUUCUUCCUUAAAGCAAAUCCUGAACAGGGAGAUCGAGGGUCUCCGGCCCCCUCCCGCCAACUUCCCCGUAAGCGCUGGGCUGCAGGCUUGUUCGCUCAUCGGCGAGCCCUGGACCCGGAGAGGGGAGGUGCCUCCGGCGGGAGGGCGGCCGCGGACAUAGCACGUCAGAGGGUGUUUUUUUUUUUUUUUUUUUCUAACCAGUGUUUAAACUAAUAAAUAUUUUUUUAUGAAGAGGAAAUAAUAUGUAGAUUACACGUCACCUUUUGUAUUUUUUUGUUUGUGUCUGUUUGUAUUUUGGUGUUUGCAACACCCAAAGUGGAAAAUACAGUUUGUUGGGAGCUGGGAGUUGGGGGAGGGGCAGGGAAACUGGGUGACUUUUGUACUAAGCUCUGGAUCUUGACCGGGUCGUAUGUUUGGACUUUCUGGGUUUGGGGGAACAGUCAGACCACUGCCGUACUUCAGGAGGGCCCUCAACGCCACGCCUCUGACUUUGCACAUCUUCCUUUUUAAAAGAGAAAACAAAAUGCAGAAACUGGAAUUGUUUGCAAUAUUAUGAAAGAUAAUCGUAUUUCAGCUUACUCUGUGACAUGCAACUCUUAAGAAAGCCAUACUUAAUGGUGGUUGCUUUUUAUUUUUUAGAUUCCUGUUGUGUUCUGUAUGCAGCCCUUUUAGACCUCCUUGCAGUGAGGGUGCUUCUGUGUGCUUUUCCUAAAUAUUUAUUUUUCAACAUGCUUUCAACUGUCAACAAAAACUAAACAUGAAAAAAAAGGGGCAGUGUUUCACGACUGUUGACUUUUUUCUGGAAAUAAUCUAUAUUAUAUGGACUCUACUAAUUAUUAUAAACCUGUGUUUGUAUCGGAGAUGUGUUUAAUAUUUGGGGGAAAGCCUUUUUGUAACCGGGUGGUGGAACGGCUCUGGCAUCCUGUGUCCCGUGCCCGGGGCAGGUCAGGGUCACCUUCUGCAGAGUGUUUGAGGCCUCCUGUCUGCCUAGGCGGCUCCAGCCUCUCUGUGAGGCGAUCAGCGUCGACGAGUCUCACAAAAGAGAUCAGUUUCAAUAAACCCAGAAACUGCUGCCC